Messenger RNA from Seminavis robusta, 948 nucleotides. NCBI's taxonomy places the organism in Eukaryota, Bacillariophyta, Bacillariophyceae, Naviculales, Naviculaceae. The record is from the annotation of a GenBank genome assembly.
AUGAUGCCCAAGAGCAAUAACGACGACACCUUCGAUGACACUCCUAAUACCAUUAUCUCCAAGGAGGGGGGUGAUAUGCUUGUAGAAGAAGGAGAUAAUGACGAAGAAGAAUCAAAGGAUCAAUUGCCGAUAUGCUGUCACUUGGACAAGAAUCUCAAGGGCAUGUUUCGAGUGACAAGGGCCAAAAGCAAGGCAUUCCAAUCGGGGGGAUUUGGGGUCACUGUGUCCACAGAAGUGUCCACAGGACAAGAAGACAAUGGAGACAAUGACGAUGAUGAUGAUGAUGACAAUAAUGGAGAUACUACCAAGUCUUCCAAUAGAGAAUCCCAUGAAUAUUUGUUUUUAGAAGAAGUCCUCUUUCUCUUUGAGCAAGGCAUGCUGGAGUGUCACGACAUCCACAAUGACGACACGCCUCAACAGCAAGAACCUCCAGUUGUACUCACCGCUCCCACACUCUACGGAUAUCUGGAACCCUUUCACGUCCCCACCGUGGCCUAUUUGACGUAUGCGCAUUUGCGACAACAAACCUUUCGCGUCGUUCGCUACACCGAACAACGAUUGGCGCUACUCCAAGAUAAUGAUGGCAGCACGACACGACACCGACGACGGCUCCGAAAAGACGUUCAAACGGCGCCUCCACCGACACUUGCCACAACCACCACACCGACAAAGUUUGCCUAUUGCGUCUAUCCCCCCUCGUCCCAAUUUGCCAAGACGCAUCCGGGCAUGCCGUCCUUUUUGGUAGCUGUCACGCACUACAAUCAAUCCAGUCUCGACUAUGCCACGGUCCGCACACUGCUACAACAAGCCCAAGGCAUUCCCAUUAAAAUUGCCACCGUGUCCGAUUCCGGAACCGUCGUUAUGUUUGGCAUUACCGACCAUGGAGUCCCCCCGUUGCACAAAGAGAGUAGUACUGAAGCAAACAACAACAACAACAAAGAUAGCUAG